UGGCGGUCGGAGGGUGCCUCGUGGAGGAGACGGCAUCAUGGGGCCGCGGAAGCGGUCCCGGCACCAGAAGCGCGCGCGCGCCCAGGCGCAGCUCCACAACCUCGAGGCCUAUGCCGCACAGCCUCACUCGUUCGUGUUCACUCGGGGACGCGCUGGACGUAGCGUCCGGCAGCUCAGCCUGGACGUGCGGAGAGUCAUGGAGCCACUCACCGCCACCCGCCUGCAGGUACGGAAGAAGAACUCGCUGAAGGACUGUGUUGCAGUGGCUGGGCCCCUUGGGGUCACACAUUUCCUGAUCCUGAGCAAAACAGAGACGAACAUCUACUUUAAGCUGAUGCGCCUCCCGGGAGGCCCCACCUUGACCUUCCGGAUCAACAAGUACGCACUGGUGCGUGAUGUGGUCUCCUCACUGCGCCGGCACCGCAUGCACGAGCAGCAGUUUGCCCACCCGCCCCUCCUCGUGCUCAACAGCUUCGGCACCCACGGCAUGCACGUGAAGCUCAUGGCUACCAUGUUCCAGAACCUGUUCCCUUCCAUCAAUGUGCACAAGGUAAACCUGAACACCAUCAAGCGCUGCCUCCUUAUCAACUACAAUCCUGAUUCUCAGGAACUGGAUUUCCGCCAUUAUAGCAUCAAAGUCGUUCCUGUGGGUGCAAGUCGGGGGAUGAAGAAGCUUCUGCAGGAGAAGUUCCCCAACAUGAGCCGUCUGCAGGAUAUCAGCGAGCUGCUGGCCACGGGCGCGGGGCUGUCAGACAGCGAGGCAGAGCCUGAUGGUGAGCACAACAUUACAGAGCUGCCCCAGGCCAUCGCCGGGCGUGGCAACAUGCGGGCCCAGCAGAGCGCUGUGCGUCUCACAGAGAUUGGUCCUCGGAUGACGCUGCAGCUUAUCAAGAUCCAGGAGGGUGUCGGGGAGGGGAAUGUGCUUUUCCACAGUUUCGUGCACAAGUCAGAGGAGGAGCUGCAGACCAUCUUGGCGGCCAAGGAGGAGAGGCUGCGGCUGAAGGCCCAGAGGCAGGACCAGCAGGCCCACAAUGUGCAGCGCAAACGGGAGCAGCGAGAGGCCCACAAGAAGAAGAGCCUGGCGGGCAUGAAGAGGGUGCAGGCAGAGGCCGAUGGGGACAGUGAUGCCGAGGACCCAGGGGCCCCACCAGAGGCAGAACCUGAGAGGGAGGAGGAUGAAGCUGAGUAUUUCCGCCAGGCUGUGGGCGAGGAGCCUGACGAGGACAUGUUCCCUGGGCUGACGAGGCGGAGACAGCCCACCAGGCCUCCACGCAAGAAGCAGCGGGUAAAGGAUCGGAGGCCAGACCGAGACAAGGAUUGGAGGCUUCCAAAGCCCAAAGGCGGGUCCCGCAGAGCCCAGACCAAGCUGGGGCCCAGAGGGGCUGCUCAGGGCCGGGCUCGGCUGCCUAAGACAGCGAGGAACUGGGGACAGCGAGGGGAGCAGACUGAGCGGGUACACACCAUGGCAGCCAGCACAGGUGCCCCGCUCUGCCCAGACAACUUCUCAGCAGCUGCAGAACAGGUCCUCAGCAGUGUCCAAGAGAACUUCCUGUGGCCCGUGUUGGUGGUUGAGUUUUUGGUGGCCGUAACAGGGAACGGUCUGGCCCUGUACCGUUUCAGCAUACAGGAGCAGCGCCCCUGGCACCCGGCGGUGGUCUUCUCGGCCCAGCUGGCCAUCAGUGACCUGCUGCACGCCCUUACUCUGCCCCCGCUAGCUGCCUACCUUUACCCACCCAAGCACUGGCAUUACGGGGAGGUCGCGUGCCGCCUGGAGCGCUUCCUCUUUAUCUGCAACAUGCAGGGCAGCAUUAUCUUCAUCACCUGCAUCAGCCUCAACCGCUACCUAGGGGUUGUCCACCCGUUCUUCACUCGCAGUCACCUGCGACCCAAGCAUGCCUGGGCCAUCAGUGCCACUGGCUGGGCCCUGGCAGCCCUGCUUGCUGCACCCACGCUCAGCUUCUCCCGCCUGAAGGGAAAUUACACUAAGGACGGGCUGGAGAACUAUGUCAAGUGCCUGGGGACAGCAGAGGACAAUCGGCUGGAGGCCUACAGGGCCUACAGCCUGGUGCUGGCAGGCCUGGGCUGUGGCCUGCCACUGAUGCUCACUCUGGCAGCCUACGGCGCCCUGGGCCGGGCUCUGCUGCACAGCCACGGCAUGAAAGUGGCCGAGAAGCUGCAGGUGGCAGUGCUGGUGGCCAGUGGUGUGGUCCUCUAUGCCAGCUCCUACGUGCCCUACCAUGUCAUGCGCGUACUCAAUGUGUACGCCCGGCAGCGCUGGAACGCCCAAUGCCCGAACUUUGCAAAUGAGGACGAGGCAAAGGCAGCACUGGACCAGGGGGCCUACAUGGGCUACCAGCUCAUGAGGGGCCUCAUGCCCCUGGCCAUCUGCAUCCACCCACUGCUCUACAUGGCCGUGGUGCCCAGCCUGGGCUGCUGCUGCCAACACCGCCCUGGCUGCAGAGGGUACAAGGACCCAGGGGUCCCCCAGAGCUCCAGCCAAGCCCUGCCACUCGAUGUCACAGCUACUACCCCCAAGACCUCGGAGCCCUGGUCCUCUGAGCCAACCCCAUGACAUGGCCUAUCUCGAGCCGCCUUCUCACUGCAAGGCGCUGGGACUCGGCAGCUGAAAGGACUGAGAGCACAGGAGGCCCUGAGCUGCCACCUCCCCCAAAGGCCUGUGGUUAGGCAGGUGGGACUGGCUAGAACGGAGGCCACAGCAGCUG
Molecule: messenger RNA, 2723 nt
Organism: Trichechus manatus latirostris (Florida manatee)
Lineage: Eukaryota; Metazoa; Chordata; Mammalia; Sirenia; Trichechidae
Product: suppressor of SWI4 1 homolog
Exons: 14
Coding region: 38-2572 (844 amino acids)
Biological process (GO): rRNA processing; neuronal signal transduction; ribosomal large subunit assembly
Cellular component (GO): preribosome, large subunit precursor; plasma membrane
Molecular function (GO): rRNA binding; neurotransmitter receptor activity; G protein-coupled ATP receptor activity
Source: RefSeq, a predicted model, not a curated record